Melanotaenia boesemani (Boeseman's rainbowfish) is the source of this 2325-nucleotide messenger RNA. Its product is annotated as S-adenosylhomocysteine hydrolase-like protein 1. Lineage: Eukaryota; Metazoa; Chordata; Actinopteri; Atheriniformes; Melanotaeniidae. Gene Ontology annotation, cellular component: cytosol. The coding region runs from base 302 to 1954 and encodes 550 amino acids. The record is from RefSeq and is a predicted model, not a curated record. The transcript has 17 exons. Gene Ontology annotation, biological process: L-methionine cycle.
AGUUACUCAGCCAGGUGACAGCUGAGCCAGCAGGCAAACGGCACGACUGCAACCUACGCACAGAAACAAGCUACAAAAAGAUAUUUGUCAGCAUCAAAUCAAAUCAGUUACUUAUUUACUGCGUAUACUGUAUUCAUUUUUUAUUUUUUUAUUUUUACAUGCACAUUGUCAAAAAGCUCUUCUUCCGUUUGCUCUUGUGGAGAAAUCAGCUAGCAGGAGAGGACGUUAGCUUGUGACAUUACUACCAGACUCCACGGUUGUUGUAUUUUUGUCCAGGUAAGGUUACACAGCCGUGGUGAACAUGUCAGAGGCGGCCGGGGACGCGAGGCUGGAUAUGAAACAGGCGAGCAAAGAGGUGAAAGAGAGCGAAAACGCUGCGGAAAAAUACUCAGCCAUGACCGUCAGCAAACAUAGCGAAAUGAACGUGGGAGAUCUGUCGUCGGCUUUUAGCGCUGUUCCUACUCACAAACCAGUUAAAAAGCAAAUCCAGUUUGUGGAGGAAAAGCAGGAGUUCAGCAGGUUUCCCACCAAAGCAGGCCGACGCUCGCUGUCCCGCUCAAUCUCGCAGUCGUCCACUGACAGCUACAGCUCUGCUGCAUCCUAUACAGACAGCUCUGACGACGAGACGUCACCACGGGACAAAACGCAGGUUAACAGCAAGGGCAGCAGUGACUUCUGCGUCAAAAGCAUCAAGCAGGUUGAAUUCGGGAGACGUGAGAUUGAGAUAGCAGAACAAGAUAUGUCAGCACUGAUCUCACUCAGGAAGAGAGCACAGAGUGAGAAACCAUUGGCAGGUGCCAAAAUCGUGGGCUGCACUCACAUCACUGCUCAGACUGCGGUGCUGAUUGAGACUCUGGUAGCUCUUGGGGCUCAGUGCCGAUGGACUGCAUGUAACAUAUACUCAACGCAGAAUGAAGUAGCUGCUGCUUUGUCAGAGACGGGUGUGGCUGUGUUUGCCUGGAAGGGAGAGUCUGAAGAUGACUUCUGGUGGUGUAUUGACCGCUGUGUCAACACUGAGGGUUGGCAGCCCAAUAUGAUUCUUGAUGAUGGCGGAGACUUGACACACUGGGUGUAUAAGAAAUAUCCCAAUGUCUUCAAGAAGAUCCGGGGUAUUGUAGAGGAGAGUGUUACCGGAGUUCACAGGUUGUAUCAACUUUCCAAAGCUGGAAAACUGUGUGUGCCAGCUAUGAAUGUAAAUGACUCUGUGACAAAACAGAAGUUUGACAACCUGUACUGCUGCAGAGAGUCUAUCUUGGAUGGCUUGAAAAGAACCACAGAUGUCAUGUUUGGAGGCAAACAGGUGGUUGUAUGUGGGUAUGGUGAGGUUGGAAAAGGUUGUUGUGCAGCUUUGAAAGCUUUGGGAGCUAUUGUGUAUGUUACAGAGAUCGAUCCCAUCUGUGCCCUGCAGGCCUGCAUGGACGGAUUCAGAGUGGUCAAGCUGAAUGAGGUUAUUCGUCUGGUUGAUGUCAUCAUCACAUGCACUGGAAAUAAAAACGUGGUGACCAGGGACCAGCUGGACCGAAUGAAAAAUGGUUCUAUUGUCUGCAACAUGGGACACUCCAACACUGAGAUUGAUGUGGCAAGUCUUCGGACUCCUGAGCUGACCUGGGAGAGAGUUCGCUCUCAGGUGGAUCAUGUCAUCUGGCCUGAUGGCAAGAGAGUUAUCCUCCUGGCUGAGGGGCGCCUUCUGAACCUCAGCUGCUCCACCGUCCCGACCUUUGUCUUGUCCAUCACAGCCACCACACAGGCUCUGGCCCUCAUAGAGUUGUACAAUGCUCCUGAGGGACGUUACAAACAGGAUGUUUACUUGCUUCCCAAGAAGAUGGAUGAGUAUGUAGCCAGUUUGCAUCUGGCCACAUUUGACGCCCACCUGACAGAGCUCUCUGAUGAGCAGGCCAAAUAUCUGGGUUUGAAUAAAAACGGACCAUUUAAACCAAACUAUUACAGGUAUUAGGCUGUCAGACACACUCUGAACUGACUGUGUGGAUCCUUCUGGCCUCCUGAUAACAAGAGGGUUUAUGUAUACAUUUUUUAUGCACUUCACUGUAUGCACAAUUUGCAUUUAUAUAUAUAUUUUAGUGACCACGACAGAUUAUGCCUUCCUUGCUGCUUCCUGCACACAACGCACGUGACACUCUGUUAUGAAAAAGUUGGUGUAACUGCAGCACUCAGAUGUCUAUUAUCCAAUAUGUCUGAUAAGAGUUUGAUUGCAUGUGUUUCUAUAACUGCUGAUAUAUGAUAGCUGUUGAAUGAUGUUUGAAUAUAUUGUGCCAAAUGACUGAUAAUUGACCAUUAUAGUUGUUAAAAAAUAAUAAUCAAUAGAAA